Marasmius oreades (fairy-ring Marasmius) is the source of this 1080-nucleotide messenger RNA. RefSeq lists its product as uncharacterized. The record is from RefSeq and is a predicted model, not a curated record. Lineage: Eukaryota; Fungi; Basidiomycota; Agaricomycetes; Agaricales; Marasmiaceae. The coding region runs from base 430 to 1080 and encodes 216 amino acids. The transcript has 4 exons.
GCCGUCUAGUGCUAAGACACACGGGCGCGCUCGUUAGAGCGCUGCCAGUCCUUCUCCUUCUAUUCUACUUUGCCCAAACUGUGAUGUGUCACUAUAGGUGGCGUGCCUAACGCGGUCAUUGAUAAGGUAUAAGGCAUGAAAUUAGAACAUGAGAAAGUGGGGCAUAUGGUGAGGUUAGAUCUGGGGAUGCGGGUGCGUCGCUGUUGGCGACCGGUUCGAGGUUUUGGUGGUGGAGAUCAUGGCAAUCAACGUGUCCGUGUCAGCCCUCUCCCCGUGGUUCGUCUGUGUGUGUGUCGAUGAAGUUUUCCAGUUGGGGUGUGCCUGGUGUAUGUCGUGGAUGAUCGAUGACCGGUUGGUGACGUGCUCUGAAGUUGUGCAUUCUCGCCACCAUUAUUAGGAUACAGACUAAGACAGUUCAUUCAUUCCACCAUGUCAUCGAAGCAUCAUUCUGGUAAGCGUCGUAGCCACACUCCCCACUCCUACGGGCAUUCAUCGACAUCCACGGCUCCUUACAAUCGUCUUAUUCCGCACCCUGGCAAUGGUCCUACCACUAUUACAUUAACCGUCGACCCAGCAGUUAUCGCUACAUGGCGAAGACGCUUGGAGCUUGCGAAGCAGCAGGGCGAUCAGCGUCAAAUUCAGCGGUUCGAGCAGAACAUCCAGUAUGCCGAACAUCCUCAGGAAAGGAUACUCAAUUAUAUCGGAAUGCCCUACACUCCUGGUGUUCACGGCCCUGCUCGAAGAAUUGCUUUGGAUCUUGACGGAUUCGACUUGGACUUUGUCUAUUGGGACUCACAGUUGAUGGGAGAGAAAGUGGUUUUUAGCUGCACAGUCAUGCCGCACGAUCUGCCACCCACUGCUACCUACGACUGGCGGGAGCAUAACGUGAAGGUCUUUGCGAUUCACUUCUUGGAUCGUGAAGAAGAGGUUACAAGUGAUUACCUGAUGACUGCCAUGGCGGGACAACGGAUGCUUGUCAAGGUCCCAAUGCGCGAUUCAACUACGAAUUACGUGUCUCGACUUGUCAUAUUGCAGCCUGCAGUGGCUUCCUUAUCUGAGCCUAGAAUUGCCCGGUAUUAA